Molecule: messenger RNA, 1896 nt
Organism: Ceratotherium simum simum (southern white rhinoceros)
Lineage: Eukaryota; Metazoa; Chordata; Mammalia; Perissodactyla; Rhinocerotidae
Gene: SIX2
Product: SIX homeobox 2
Biological process (GO): kidney development; regulation of transcription by RNA polymerase II
Cellular component (GO): nucleus; transcription regulator complex
Molecular function (GO): RNA polymerase II cis-regulatory region sequence-specific DNA binding; DNA-binding transcription factor activity, RNA polymerase II-specific
Source: RefSeq, a predicted model, not a curated record
AUGCCGGACCGCGCAGCGCGGUGAGGACGCGCGCGGGCGGGCGGGGGCGCAGCCGGCACCAUGUCCAUGUUGCCCACCUUCGGCUUCACGCAGGAGCAAGUGGCGUGCGUGUGCGAGGUGCUGCAGCAGGGCGGCAACAUCGAGCGGCUGGGCCGCUUCCUGUGGUCGCUGCCCGCCUGCGAGCACCUCCACAAGAAUGAAAGCGUGCUCAAGGCCAAGGCGGUGGUGGCCUUCCACCGCGGCAACUUCCGCGAGCUCUACAAGAUUCUGGAGAGCCACCAGUUCUCGCCGCACAACCACGCCAAGCUGCAGCAGCUGUGGCUCAAGGCGCACUACAUCGAGGCGGAGAAGCUGCGCGGCCGGCCCCUGGGCGCCGUGGGCAAAUACCGCGUGCGCCGCAAGUUUCCGCUGCCGCGCUCCAUCUGGGACGGCGAGGAGACCAGCUACUGCUUCAAGGAAAAGAGUCGCAGCGUGCUGCGCGAAUGGUACGCGCACAACCCCUACCCCUCGCCCCGCGAGAAGCGCGAGCUGGCGGAGGCCACGGGCCUCACCACCACGCAGGUCAGCAACUGGUUCAAGAACAGGCGGCAGCGCGACCGGGCCGCCGAGGCCAAGGAAAGGGAGAACAGCGAAAACUCCAACUCCAACAGCCACAACCCGCUGGCUGCGUCGCUGAACGGCAGCGGCAAGUCGGUGCUAGGCAGCUCGGAGGACGAGAAGACGCCGUCGGGGACGCCGGACCACUCGUCGUCCAGCCCCGCGCUGCUGCUCAGCCCGCCGCCGCCGCCCGGGCUGCCGUCCCUGCACAGCCUGGGCCACCCUCCCGGCCCCAGCGCCGUGCCCGUGCCCGUGCCGGGCGGAGGCGCCGCGGACCCACUGCAGCACCACCACGGCCUGCAGGACUCCAUCCUCAACCCCAUGUCUGCCAACCUCGUGGACCUGGGCUCCUAGAGCCCCGCCUGCCUCAACGCGCUCGCCUUCCGGGCUUGGCGCUGGAGACCUGAGAGAGACGGUGUCCAGAGGGCGCCCCGCGCCGGCGGCCCCACCAGGUACUGAAAGACCCGCACGCGGAGCGGGCAGAACCGCCGGCCCGGCCCGGGCAGGGCGUUUCGCUCUCUGGUUUGGUCUUUGUUCGGGAUUUAUUUUCAACAAGUUGCUUUUGAGAUCCUUUGGAGGCCUGGGACCGGCCUUGAACCAGGGAAGGGAAUAAAUUAUACACCUUUCUCAUACCUUCUCUUCCCUUCUCUUGGCUCUUUCCCUUCUUUGCCUCCCUUGCUCUUUCUGCCUUUUCCUUCCUUCUCUCCUCUCUUCUCCUUUCUCUCUCCCCUUCUUGCUUUCCUCCUUUUCUCUGUCUCUGUUUCCCUCCGUAUUUCUGGCUUCCCACCUCUCACUAGGUUUCUGUUUCUCUUUCUCUGUUUUUCUGUUUCUCCUCUCCGCCAACCUCUUGCACGCCUGGCCCCUCGAUCUCUACCCCUCAGUCUUUCUCCUCGUGCCUGGCCGUCUAUUUGUCCCCCACCCCAUCCCUCUCUUUCAGGGGUGAGAGAUGCAGGGGAAAGAGCAAAGGAAAGAUAGGACCUUUGAACCCAGGCCUUCUUCAGAGGCCCUCCCCCGGGGGUCAGCGGGGCUGCAGGUGUCAGCUUUGCGCCUAGUAACUUAAGUGAAAGAAAGAGGGCGGCGGCGCGGAAGCCCCUGAACGCCCCCUUGCCUCUGGCCCCUCUCUCGGUGAGGCCUCGCGUCCGCUCUCCUCUUCCUCCCGGGACUGUGGCCACAGUGCUCCCGGCAGAGCCUGCCUUCCGAGCCGCGGACUUGCCGUCUCCCUGUUAUGCCCUCAUGUGAAUGUUCUUCGGGAAAUAUUUCUGCUUUUAUUUUAUAAUAAAAUUAGAAAUCAUAAAUAUA